Molecule: messenger RNA, 666 nt
Organism: Nanorana parkeri
Lineage: Eukaryota; Metazoa; Chordata; Amphibia; Anura; Dicroglossidae
Product: visinin-like
Exons: 3
Coding region: 66-656 (196 amino acids)
Molecular function (GO): calcium ion binding
Source: RefSeq, a predicted model, not a curated record
AUUGAAGCCACUUAUUAUCUUACUGCAGCCACAGUUGACACAUAGGGUAAGGUGUCACAGCCAGCAUGGGGAACACCAAAAGUGGAGCCCUUUCGAAAGAAAUCCUUGAAGACUUAAAACUGAACACAAAGUAUUCAGAGGACGAGCUUUUCAACUGGUAUGAGAGUUUCAAGAAGCAAUGUCCAGAUGGCAAGAUAACACGGCCAGACUUUGAGAAGAUCUACGCCAAUUUCUUCCCCAAUUCAGACCCGAAAACGUAUGCCAGGCAUGUUUUCCGCAGCUUUGACACAAAUGAUGAUGGCACAUUGGACUUCCGAGAGUACAUCAUUGCACUUCAUCUAACCUCUUCUGGGAAAACCAGCCUCAAGCUAGAAUGGGCAUUUUCUUUGUUUGACGUGGACAGGAAUGGUGAAGUCAGCAAAGUUGAAGUACUUGAGAUUAUCACAGCUAUCUUUAGGAUGAUUCCUGCCUCAGAACAGAACAACCUCCCAGAAGAUGAAAAUACACCACAGAAGAGAGCCGACAAGCUAUGGGCUUAUUUCAAAAAGAAGGAUAAUGAUAAAAUUGCUGAGGGGGAGUUCAUUCAAGGCGUUAUGAUGAAUGAGGAAAUAAUGCGGCUUAUCCAAUAUGACCCUAAAGUAGCUAACAAGUCUUGAAGAAAGACAG